Messenger RNA from Oreochromis aureus, 2098 nucleotides. It is a transcript of the gene zdhhc24, whose product is annotated as zinc finger DHHC-type containing 24. Gene Ontology annotation, molecular function: protein-cysteine S-palmitoyltransferase activity. The record is from RefSeq and is a predicted model, not a curated record. The transcript has 3 exons. Gene Ontology annotation, biological process: peptidyl-L-cysteine S-palmitoylation; protein targeting to membrane. Bases 263 to 1138 code for a protein of 291 amino acids. Gene Ontology annotation, cellular component: Golgi apparatus; endoplasmic reticulum. Lineage: Eukaryota; Metazoa; Chordata; Actinopteri; Cichliformes; Cichlidae.
CAGACGAGAUUCGGUCCUCAAUCAGAGAUCGUGCUUGUCAGUGAGGUUUUUAAAGAUUAAAACGGUACCAUUCAUUUUCUUACGCUACUGUAACUUUCCGGAAGACACGUAAGGCAUUUUUUUAAUUUGACUUCAUCUCACGCGAGAGGCUAAUUGAGAUUGCUUUAGGCUAGUUAAGCUAGCCAACGUUUACCGCUGUGCGUCGGUCAAAGCACUCCUUCCGCUAUCCGUAUUCACUUUUAGGUGCAAUUUCAAAUAAAACAUGACGAGUUUAGCUAGUAAGGUGUUUUGCAGGGUGGAGAAGAUGUGUCACCACCUCCCUGUGGUCCUUAACACGUUCCUGGUUUUCUCCAUAACCGGAGAGGUGAGUUACCUGGUGUCGGUGGAGGCUCCGCUGGAGCCAGACCAGAAGAAGACUCAGUGGUCCUCUCGAUGGAAAUUAAUCCACCUGCUGGCCCAGUAUUUCAUGUUGGGGAACAUCUGCUGGAACGCCCUGCUCUUCAUGAAAACCAGUCCCAGCAUCAAGGGAGUGUUCCUGGGAGGAGAAGUCCUCGGCCAAGGGUGGAGGUACUGUUACACAUGUGAAGCGCACACUCCUCCACGCUGUUCCCACUGCUACGACUGCAAGGUGUGCGUGCUGCGGCGGGAUCACCACUGCGUCUUUUUUGGCCAGUGCGUGGGCUUCCGCAAUUACCGCUACUUCCUGAGCUGCUUGUUUUUCAUGUGGUCGGGGCUCCUGUACGCCACCCUGAUGAACGCAGAGGUCUUCAUUGUCAUCUUGAAGGAGGGUGUGACAGUACACAGCAUCCUGCUGCUGCUCAUACCCUGGAUCAUGCUUGUUUCAGGCCAGGUCUCAGCGCGUGCCUUUGCCUUCGCAUUCAUCGCAGACACAUGCGUAGUGGGUUUCCUGCUGGUGUCUUCCUUCUUCUUCUUCCAUCUCUUCCUGCUGUUUCGUGGUCAGACCACCAGGGAGUGGUAUUCGUCCCGCCGACCCUACAGCCUGGGACUGUUUGGCAAUCUGCAUCACACACUGGGCCUGCGUUGGUACAUCUGCUGGCUCUGCCCUCUCAUCCCCUCGCCGCUGCCAGGAGACGGCAUAAACUUCCAGGUCACAGGAUCGCUGGAGCCCUCGCGGUAACAGCUGCAGAUCGGAGCGGGCCGAGUGUCUUUACUUUAGUGGUGGUGGUUAUUGUUAUCGGGAGCAGCAGGGGAACUCAUCUUAGUUCAAGAAGAGGUAGCUUGGAGUGGGAAGAAACUAGUAUUUUCUGUGGCUGUGUAAUGUGUUGGUGGGUGUAACUCACUGCCAGUGUCUACUCUGUAGAUUCUGUGCUGAGACAAAGAAAUUAAGGGUCUUCUUUUGGUGUUACAUUGAUCUUAAAUGGUAAUCCGUACACUCAGCAAGGCUGGCCUCAGAAAAUGAACACAGAAAUUCAAUGUGUUCAUUUUGCACGCGAGCACUGACAAUAUAUGUUUAAAAAUAGCACUGAAAUAAGAAUGUAUUUUGACUGAACAACGUUCAGUUUUAAUCCUUGUUGAGAAGCACUCACAAUCUCUGACAGUGACGCCUCGUGGGAGUGUUGAUAAUAGCUGCUUUCUUGGGUUUUCCCUACGCUGAAGCUGCCUAAAUCCGAACGUUACACAAGUGUGACUUACGCUGUUCCUGAUUACUCCAUUGGACUGUAAAAUACACAAUCAUUUGCCUCCAUUUUGCUGUUGCUCCGAGGAUGCUCCUGAGUUUAUUAAACUGACCUUUAUUACCUUUAAUUGGAUUCUACUGUGGCAGGUGGAACAGUGGGAGAGACAAAGGAGCGGUCUUAAUGUCUUCAGCACAACAUUAAUUUGAAAUAAAUAAAAAUAAACACAGAAAUUGUGUGAAUUCAGUAUUUAAAAUUUACAUGCUUAUGAUGUGUUAAAAGUUUUGCCUCCAUGCUUGAUAUUUCUAUCAGUGUCCUCAUUCUGUACACUAUAUGUUACAUACUGUAAAAAAUCUUUAGAGCAGCGGUCCCCAACCCCCGGGCCUCGGACCGGUACCGGUCCGUGAGUCGUUUGGUACCGGGCCGCGAGAGUUUAGGCUCGGGUGUGAAAUGUAUGGUCUUCA